Lactuca saligna is the source of this 4608-nucleotide messenger RNA. Lineage: Eukaryota; Viridiplantae; Streptophyta; Magnoliopsida; Asterales; Asteraceae. The record is from the annotation of a GenBank genome assembly.
AUCGCAAGUUUCCAAGCAAAUUCCAAAUCAAAGACAUUUCUUAUCAAAAGGAGAUGACUUGGACUAUCUUGGUAUAAACCACUUUUUGGCGCAUCCAGAUCAUAAAUCGAGGUCUCAAAUCAAUCAUACCUUCCCAUUACUCAUAAUGGUUGAUCUGUCAGAAUUUGUAGAAGAACCUUCAUCUUCUUCAUCAGCUGAUCGUCAUAGAUAUGAUGUAUUUUUAAGUUUCAACGGGUGUGACACUCGUGAUACUUUCAUCGAUCACUUGCAUAAGGCCCUAAUGGAUGCGGAUAUCACUACCUUCUUGGACGAUGAAAUGAUCAAAACAGAGGAAGAUCUGAAACCGGAAGUGAAGAGUGCAAUUAAAACCGGGAAAGUUCUAAACCUAGAACUGGAGCGUGCGAUUAAAGAAUCUAGGGCUUGUAUUAUAGUGUUGUCUAAGAAUUACGCUAAUUCGCCCCGGUGCCUUGAUGAAUUGAUGUUUAUCCUUGAGCAGCGUAUGUCAUCCAACAAAAUUGUUGUCCCCAUCUUCUAUCAUGUUGAUCCCACCCAUGUCAGGAAGCAAGAAAGCACCUUUGGACUUGCAAUGGCUGAGCACAGACGGAUGAUGGAGGCUGAGAUAGAUGCAAAUAAAAGAAGCGAAUUGGCUGAAAAGAUUGACCAAUGGAAGAAAUCCCUUACAGAAGUUGCUAAUUUAAAAGGGAGGGAUGUAAAUGGCAGGCGAGAGACGGAGUUUAUUGAAGAAAUUGUUAAGUACAUCUACCGUAGAUUACAUGCACCCUUAAGGAGUGCUCUCCCACUACUUAUUGGGAUGGAAUCUUCCAUUAACUAUGUCACUUCAUGGUUGAAAGAUGCAUCCUCACAUACAACCGAUGUUCUCACCAUUUUGGGUAUGGGUGGGAUCGGGAAAACAUCUUUAGCCAAAUAUGUUUACAGGUCUCAUUCUCAUGAAUUUGACACAAGCAGCUUUAUUGAAGAUAUUAGUAGGAGAUGUGAUGAAAAGCUUAACAGAAGCAAUUUUAUUGAAGAUAUUAGUCCGAAAUCUGAAAAUUUUAAUGGGUUGCUUAGUCUACAAAAACAACUGUAUGAUGACAUUUCAGAACAAAGUUCAGUUCACGUUCAUGAUGCUUCUACGUACACCUCAGAGAUAGAGAAUGUAGUCGCAUGUAACAAGGUGUUUCUAGUUCUUGAUGAUAUUGAUAGUCUUGACCAGAUAGAUGCAUUACUUGGAAGCAAAGCUUUUCAUCCAGGAAGUAAAAUUAUCAUAACAACAAAGAACACAUGGUUGAUCGAGAGUUCUGCAUUAUUCCAAAAGAACGCAAAACCCAAGCAUGCUCAAUUCUUUCUUAACGGCUUAGAUAAGACUGAAUCACGGACACUUCUGUGUUUUCAUGCGUUCAAGUCCAAUGUUACCCAUGCUGGUUAUGAAGAGGUGUUAGAGGAGCUUCUGAAGUAUUGUGAAGGACAUCCAUUGGCUCUUGCAAUUUUGGGCAAAUCUCUAUAUAAUCGAGACGUAGUUUAUUGGAAAGAGUUCAUAGCUUCCCUAGAGAAAGAUAUUGAUCCCGAUAUAAUUAGUGUGUUGAGAAAGAGCUUUGACUCUUUGCCAUCUGAAAAUGAUAAGGAAUUGUUUAAGCAUAUUGCUUGUUUUUUUGUUGGAAUGGAUAGAGAUGUUGCUACAACAAUAUUAGAAGCAUGUGAUAUAGAAACAAUAUCUGGAAUCACGAAUCUCAUGGACAGAUGCCUUCUUAGUAUUGGACGUGAUAACAAAUUGAAGAUGCAUCGGUUACUUCAAAACAUGGGAAGAUUCGUAGUACAACAAGAAUCACCUAACAGGCCAUGGGAGCGAAGUCGAUUGUGGUGUCAUGAGGAGUCACUCAAAGUGUUGUUGCAAAAAAAGGGUACUGGAAAUGUGCUAGGUCUCAUCCUUGACAUAAAAAUGCUUAAGAAUAAGAAGUUACGGGAAGCAUAUGAGCUGAAAACAGAUACAUUGAGUAAGAUGGAUAAGUUGAUGCUACUACAACUCAAUUAUGUGCAAAUCAAUGGGUCUUAUGAGAACUUUCCAGAAACAUUAAGAUGGUUGUGUAUGCAUGGGUUUCCUUGGAAGUCAAUCCCUCCAGACCUACCAAUGGAGAAUUUGGUUGCUCUCGACAUGUCUUAUAGCAAUAUUGAAUCAUUUGGGAUUUUUAAUUAUCCACAACGAAGUGAUAAGAGGCUAAAGAAAUCAAUUGGAUCGUCCUCAAAAGACAAAGUGUUGCUUGGAUCAUUGAAGAUUCUUAAUUUAAGUUUCUGUGAUCAGCUUAGUAGUUUGCGUGGCUUUGAGGAUCUCCCCGCACUUGAGAGGUUAAUAGUUAGAAAUUGUGUUAAUUUGCUUGAGGUUUGUGAAUCAAUUUCGCAUUGUGGUGAACUUGUCCACAUUGAUCUAAGCUACUGCAAAAAGCUUCAAAAGUUUCCUACAAGUCUAAGCAUUUUAGAGAAUGUUAAUUCUCUACUUGUAGAUGGUUGUAAUCUUGAUGAAUCUCAAAGCACGGUUAGAAUUAAGGAUUCACCGUUAAUGCUUUCCACGACCGCAAUUCUGCAUAUAAGGUCUUUGGUAAGGUUGUCACUUGCAAAUAAUAAUUUGUCCACCGAAUCCUUUCCCAUGGACUUCAGUUUCCUGCCCAUGUUAAAACAUUUAUAUUUAGAUGACAAUCCUAUUGUUUCCCUGCCCAAUUGUGUGAGAAGCCUUCCAAGACUUGAGAUGCUUAGUCUGAGAAACUGUAAAUCUCUGAAGUCUGUGGAGCGUCCUCCACAAAAGCUAAGAGAGUUGAUCCUCCUGUUUGAUACUAAGCCUUUGCUAGGAAAAGUUAUAUUUGAUCUAGAAAUGUCCCCACUCAAGUUAUCAUAUGAUUGGAGAUGGAUUAUGCCUUCGUUCUUUGAAAUUGAAGGCAUUGUGAAAAUCCAACCAAUGUCAGGUGUUGAAGAAAAGGUAUUACAUAGUUUGGGCUGGACAAACCUAGAUUUCCUCAACAAAAUGCAUAAGGGGAAAGAUGCUUCCUAUAGAGGGUCAAAGGCAUCUGAAAUCCAGAUGUAUUAUGAAUUUGGAAUAUUCAGCACAAUCUACCAGGGAAAAGAGUUGCCCGAAUGGUUUACGUAUAGAAGCACCGGGUCAUCAAUAUCAUUUAUCAUCCCAUCAUCAUCAUCAUCUUACAACCUCAAAGGACUGAAUUUUUGCUAUGUGAAGCAAUUCCAAAUUCAAAACAAUGAGUCCCUUUAUUUUCCAAUUAUUGAAAUUCGCAAUAUAACAAAGAACCGCACAUGGAUGUACCAUCAUUCCUGUGGCAGUAAUGUUAUUGUAGAUGGAGAGUGUUUUGUGUUGUUAAGCCAUUGGAUGUUUGGGAUGAAUGAGAUGGAAGGUGGUGACCACGUUAAAAUUACUAUUAGUGUAACAAAGCAACAUCAACUUGCAGAGGAGUUGGGGGUGAGUUUUGUGUAUGAUGAUGGAAACAAAGAUGAAGAAGAAGAUGCGUUGGGUUAUUACAAGUCAUGGAAUCACAUCAUUGGUGGGGAUCUCUCUGCUUUUCAAACAACAACAGGAGUAUACUUGCUAAACAUUGAAGGAUUCACACGGCAUGUCAUUGAAGUGGAUCCAUGUUAUCAUGGAUUAAUUGAAAGGAGUACCCGCUAUAAAGAAGAGCAAGUGUAUUUCAGAGCUUUAUCCCAAAGGAAGUUUGGCAAAAAUUUUCAGACACCGAAGAUUCUACCAUCUCCAUCCACCGGUUCCUUCUCAUUGAAGAAUCUCAGCAGCAACAUCCAAAACCAUGAACAGAGCAUCGAAAAAGAGCAAAAAAGCUUCACAGAUUUCUCUUUUCAGCAACCAUCAAAUCAUCAAACUGAGCAGCUAUGGAAUCAUCAGAAACCCAGAGAACAAGAUGAAAAAACAUUUGUGCAAUCAGAACACCCAUCUCAGUUCCUAACUUUCUCCCCAGAAAUUUCCACAAUUACAACCGAUUCAAAUUCGCAGAUGCAAAGCUCUCAAUUGGGUUAUGCAGGCAGCAACAUCAAUUUCGAAAAUCAAUCAUCGCAAAUAAAAACAGAUGAUGGCUAUCGUUGGAGAAAAUACGGGAAAAAACAGGGGAAAGGAAAAAAUGUUAGAAGCUAUUACAUGUGCGUGUCUCCAAAUUGUACGGCGAGGAAGAGAAUAGAAACAAAUUUGGACGGUCAGAUUACAAAGAUUGCUUACAAGGGUAGCCAUAAUCAUCCAAAAUUUCAAUCUACUCGAAUAUCAUCAGCUUCAAAUCAUUUACAGAUGGCUCAAGCUUCUAGUAAUCAUGAAUUUGAUAAGUUUUAUGGUUCUCAUGGAUCUAGGCAGUUCGAUUCCUUUGCCACCCUGGAGAAUUCAUCUAUUUAUGAUGACCUUGACCGGAGUAGCUCCGGUCGGCUCAAGUACGAUGCCAUGCCUGAUUCCAAAAAUGGGUUUAUCUCUGACGGCAGCUACGGUAGCUCCGGUGGGGACGAGCCUAUUAGUAUAUAUUAGCUUAGCCCAUAUUUAUUAUUGUAUAGUCGAAUGUUGUAUUGUACUAUAUAUUUUUGUUAAUGAAAUCAUUCCAACUCAUGGGAAAAUAUUUACCC